Messenger RNA from Physeter macrocephalus (sperm whale), 1723 nucleotides. RefSeq names its product histone H3.3A. NCBI's taxonomy places the organism in Eukaryota, Metazoa, Chordata, Mammalia, Artiodactyla, Physeteridae. The record is from RefSeq and is a predicted model, not a curated record. Gene Ontology annotation, cellular component: nucleosome; nucleus. Gene Ontology annotation, molecular function: structural constituent of chromatin; DNA binding; protein heterodimerization activity. The transcript is spliced from 4 exons. The coding region runs from base 154 to 564 and encodes 136 amino acids.
GAGGCAUAGGGGGGGCCUGGAACGCAGAGCGGUUUGGUCGUUAGUCGGAGGGGUUUCUUCCGUUAGUUCGGCGACUGCGGCUCUUCAUUGGGCAGCAGGAGCGGCGCGGCUGUCGGAGAAGCGGCGUAAAACUUCGGCAUUGGGUGAAAGAAAAUGGCCCGAACCAAGCAGACUGCUCGUAAGUCCACGGGUGGCAAAGCGCCCCGCAAACAGUUGGCCACUAAAGCGGCCAGGAAAAGCGCCCCCUCUACCGGCGGGGUGAAAAAACCUCAUCGCUACAGGCCCGGGACCGUUGCGCUUCGAGAAAUCCGUCGUUACCAGAAAUCCACCGAGCUUCUGAUCCGGAAGCUGCCUUUCCAGAGGUUGGUGAGGGAGAUCGCCCAGGAUUUCAAAACCGACCUGAGGUUCCAGAGUGCCGCCAUUGGUGCGCUUCAGGAGGCUAGUGAAGCGUACCUGGUGGGUUUAUUUGAAGAUACUAAUCUGUGUGCCAUCCACGCUAAGAGAGUCACCAUCAUGCCCAAAGACAUCCAGUUGGCUCGCCGGAUACGGGGAGAGAGAGCUUAAGUGAAGGCAGUUUUUAUGGUGUUUUGUAGUAAAUUCUGUAAAAUACUUUGGUUUAAUUUGUGACUUUUUUUGUAAGAAAUUGUUUAUAAUAUGUUGCAUUUGUACUUAAGUCAUUCCAUCUUUCACUCAGGAUGAAUGCGAAAAGUGACUGACUGUUCACAGACCUCAGUGGUGUGAGCGCUGUUGCUCAGGAGUGACAAGUUGCUAAUGUGCAGAAGGGAUGGGUGAUACUUCUUGCUUCUCAUGAUGCAUGUUUCUGUAUGUUAAUGACUUGUUGGGUAGCUAUUAAGGUACUAGAAUUGAUAAAUGUGUACAGGGUCCUUUUGCAAUAAAACUGGUUAUGACUUGAUCCAAGUGUUUAACAAUUGGGGCUGUUAAGUCUGACCAUACAUCACUGUGAUAGAAUGUGGGCUUUUUCAAGGGUGAAGAUACAAGUCUUAACCACAGUGUAACUUACAGUUUCCUUAUUAAAAAAAAAAAAAAAGUAAACCUGGCAGCUAUAGAAUACACUAUGUGCAUUUAUAAUAGCUAUUUUAUAUAUUGUAGUGUCAACAUUUUUAAAUUAAAUGUUUUACAUUCACAUGUGGUGGGGAGUCUUGUCAUUAAGCUGUGUGUACUAUAGAGUCCGGUUGGUUUUCUCCUAACUAGACUGCACUUGUUUUUCAUACGUAGUAAAAUGCUUUGCGCAUUAUACCUUGCAUAAGUCCUCAUUCUACCACAUGUUAACUGAACUUCUAGCUGAUAAUGCAGACACUAACGGGGGGAUUUAUUUAUAAGGGCUCUAGAAUAUAAUACAAGUUAUUCACACCAGCAUCAUCUGUUACUAAUAUAGUAGUUAGUGCAGCUUUUCUUUGUGUUGUGGUUGGUCUCAUAACUAGGUUGAGUUUUUCUCUACCAAGAGGGAACAAUACUGAACUUCUUUUCCUUGUGGAGUUUGUAUUAUAAUAACCCUUAGGGUAAACUUGCUGUGGGGGAGGGACACACAGCUUCAGCUCAUGGAACCUCUGCCAGUUAAAAUGGUGUCAUCUGGUAUAAGGUCCUGGGAAAAAUCACUUAAUAGAGAUGGCUUUCCAAGUGGUUUUCAAAUUUAUCCUUCUAUCGAAGUUUUUAGGUCAAUUAUGUAUGUUGACUAAAUUUACAAAUAAACUUGUUUAUCCAA